This is a messenger RNA of Marasmius oreades (fairy-ring Marasmius), 1113 nucleotides long. RefSeq lists its product as uncharacterized. The record is from RefSeq and is a predicted model, not a curated record. Lineage: Eukaryota; Fungi; Basidiomycota; Agaricomycetes; Agaricales; Marasmiaceae. Bases 270 to 1004 code for a protein of 244 amino acids. The transcript is spliced from 3 exons.
CGUGCGAUCGGUAGGAGGAGUUGUGUGACCGUUACGUCGCGAUCAUUAACCAUGAACUUCCCACCACCACUGUCUACCCUUGUAUACCACUCCCAUCGAUUGAAAUAGCUCGACUACGAAGCUUUGCUCAACAAUAACCGUAGCCGUACUGUGAACAUUGAUCUGGGAGGGUUCAAGAAACUUAUAAGCUUACAUUGCACUGUUCAGGUAGAAACAGCCUGAGUCUCGUACUUUGCGAGGAACCCACUUCGCUGUGUAGCACAAAGACUAUGGCUGCUAUCCGACUAUUCGAUAUAACCUCAAAACUGCCUUCGAAGGCUUGGUCACCUAACGUCUGGAAAACGAGGUACAUUCUCAACUACAAAAACCUCCCAUACGAAACAACUUGGGUCGAGUACCCCGAUAUCGCUUCUACCUGCCUCAAAAUCGGUGCUUCACCCACUACUCGAGCAGGAAAAUACACCCUGCCAGUGAUUCAAGACACAAACACAGGCGCUGUCAUCUCUGAUUCAUGGAACAUCGUCGAAUACCUCGAAUCGACUUAUCCCCCUGCAAACCCCGAACAUAGUUUGAUCCCGCCCGGAACCCGAGGGUUACAAUUGGCGUUCUUAUCCGCAUUUCGAACACAGCUUCGUGCGUUGUGGCCAAUUGCGAUUCCUCAGGAAGUCGCGAUUUUGACUCCGAGGAGUGAGGAAUACUUUCGGAAGACGAGGGAAGAGUUUCUAAAGCCGGAGAAUUUGAAGGAGGAGAUGGUCAGAGGACAUUGGAAUCAACUCGAAAGGGAUUUGGGUGUUGUAGAUUCUUGGAUACGGAAAGAGGAUAUCUUUGUAAUGGGCGGAGGACGAGCUACAUAUCCGGAUUUCGUGGUGGCGGCUUUGAUGAUUUGGUGUAGGACACUUUGGGGUAGGGAGAGUGGGGAGUGGGGAGAGAGAAUUGCGAAAUGGCAUGGGGGUAGAUGGGGGAGGUUGGUGGAGAAGUUGCAAGAGUAUGAGAAGAUCGUUUAAGUGAUACGUGAGUGGCUGAAUAGCGCCGAAGUGCCAGCAGGGAACAAUGGUGUAAAGUUGUACGUUUGUAAAUUCUCCUCGUACUCAUACACAUUGGCUGUUAACUCAA